CCUAAAAACAGGCGACAGCAGCAGAAACCAAGUGAGGUAAAAUUACACUGAACUUGUUCACAGAAGACACACCGUCACGUUGCCAAAAUGGAGUGGACCCCAAUGGAGAUCAACCCCGAGGUGGGUAAACUAGUAUAUUUUUCUUUACUCUUAAAUAUUGUCAUAUUUUGAGGAUAACAAAAUCACUUUUGGUGCAUGUUUAUGUCGUUUCAGAUGCUGAACAAGGUGAGUAGAGAGGAGAAAUGGCGACAUGUUGCUAACUGAUUCAACUGUCUGGUAAGUUUGUCAGUUAGCAAGCUAGUUCAGCCGUGACUAUGACCACUGUUAUCUACAUCAACAUGACAUAAAUAUGGCGUCGACAUAAAUGUUAGAGUGAACUGUUGUAUUAAAUAAUAUUAAAUGAAAUUUAAAGAGGGGGGAAUUUAAAUAAGAUGAGCCUUUGUGGGAUUUCACGAGGCGUCAGCAUCCUCCCUAACGCUGCGCCCAGUGUCUAGGCUAAAGGGUGUGGUCGGGCUGGACCAACACAACGCAGCAUCUUUGAACACCCUCAACAAGAGUACUAUGAACAUUACAUACACGUAGCAUCUAUUACCAAAAACUAUAAGACCUUCAUUUAUUUUUUCUUCCAUUGGUUGUAUGUUACAGCUAAUGAGCUCUCUCGGCGUGGGCGAAGGCUGGCGCUUUGUGGAUGUAGUGGGGCUGGAGGGUGAGCAACUCUCCGAUGUCCCGCGACCAUGCUGUGCCUUGAUGCUGCUCUUUCCACUGACACAACAGGUAACAACAAGGGAGGUGGCGGUGGAGUCUACUUCCUGGAGGGAUGAUACAGACUCUCAGGGGUGGGGUGACUCUGAGGUGCAGGGAGGGCAUGUGAUUGGAAGAACAGGGUGAUCUUGUGAUGGUGGCAAGGAGAUGAAUCAGCAGAUGUUUGAAUUGUACUCCCACAAUAAGAUGAUUUAAUACCCCGGUUGAUUCUUGAAAUGAAGCAGCACAUUAAACAGACAAUAUGUGGGUCAAUGACGUAUAAGGUUUUUAAACAUGCCAGUUUUAAAAUAGCAAAAAUAAGAAGAUAUUUUGCAAAAGUUCAAACACUUUGGCCUUAAAAAAUGUCGUGUUGCGACCAUCAUUUAUCUCAAAAUUAUUACAUUUUUUCAACAUAGUUUUUUUUUUACAAAUUGUCAGUAAUAUCAAGUAGAUAGAAACACAGUGUGUGAGUUUUUGUACAUAAUGAUCUCACAUUUUAGCUCUAUAAUGUCACAGUCACUAAAUUAAAUGUAGUUAACUGACUAUUCUUUUCUUUAAAUUGCAUAAUACUGAUAAAAAUGUUUUAAAACUACCUUUCGCUUAAGCAUAUUGUAUCAGGUAUUAAUGUUUCAGUUACAGAAAUGAGAUAUUUUAGUUUGUAAUUAAUACAAUUCAUGUUAUUAUUGGUUGCGCCACAUGAUAUUUUGACACUCUGAAGUUCAGAAAAAUUACAAAUAAGACCUGAUUUUUGAAAAGUUGAAGUGACUACAUGUAUAUCAGAGAUACUACAUAUAGGAAGUAUAUUUUUGUGCAUUUAACCCUUUUUUAGGCGUCAUGUCAUUGACCCAUGUAUGUGUCUUGCAAUUAAUAAUAAGUUACAUUAUGUAUUUUCAACAACAUUAGCUAGAACAUUAUGGACACCUGGGGAAUCUGAUUGCAGCCCAAUACAACAUCUCUGUCAUAAAUUCUACUGUCACAAAGCUUUCACAUGUCCAAUAUUUGUUAAAAUUGUCUGAUAGGUGAUGGUUAUUCUUUACAUUGAUUGUUGAAGUCUUGGCGUCAAUUGUGUUAUAUGGAAUGGUAUUCCUAAAAUUGAUUUUUUUCAUUUUCAUACUUUAUUUCAUUCAGUUAAUAUUUAAAACAUUCAAUACAAACAAGGAAAAUCUCAAACAUGUGAAUGAAAAGGAGCAGAAAGAAGAAAACUCCUCUGGAGUCCGCCCCUCUGUCAUAAUAUAUUAAUCAACUAAACACAUAAUAAAAAUACACAAGAGCUGCAGGCCAACAUGCCUUUUUACAGAUCAAUAUUUCUUAUUUUCAAAAACAAAAGACCACCUUAAUUCACAUUCUUUCACAAAACAAACAUAAUAAGACUUUGAUUAACAUAUUUCCCUGUAUUUACUCAACAUACUGGCUUUGAUGCUUUUUUUGAAGAUAAAAUUUGAUUUACCUUCUUUAGUUUCUUUGUUCAGAUUGUUCCACAAACUUAUUCCUCUCACUGUAACACAAUACUCUUUCAGUUUAGUUCUGAAUCUUGGCUUUUUAAAUAUUUAAAUUCCUUUUAAAUUCUAACAACUUUCUCUCUUUUUUUAAAUCGGCUCUGGAUGUUGACUGGUAAAAUUUUCCUAUGAGCUUUAUACACAAUCUGCAACAUACUGAAUUUCAACAACAAUUUGGUUUGAAGGAUCUCUAUAUUGACUUCUAUACUGAUAAUUCGUAUUGCUCUUUUUUGUCAAAUGAAAAUUGGAAGUUCGGCUUACCUCAUGUCAAUGAAGUGGUCAAAUAACCAGCAACACCUUUCAAUAUAGCGCCCUCAAAGACAUCAUUAUCACCACCCAGUGUGUCUUAAAUAAUAAAUCUGUCGUACAUAUCUGAUCAUGGAAACAAAAACAUAAGAUUAGAAGCAUUCUGAAAGCAGACUGUUGUAUUGGAUUGUCCAGGCGUUUAUAAUGUUAUGGCUGGUUGAAGUAUGUUUGUCAGUAAGAUAGGGUUCCAGUCUAUGUAAAAAAAAAAAUUACAAUAACUUUUCAAAAGUGAUGCAGUGUCAAAAUAGACAGCUGAUUGCUGUUUUUUUCUGUGACCUUAAUUCAUAUACAGAUUCUCUCUGUUUGUGUCUUUCCAUGUGCAGCAUGAGUCGUUCAGAAAGCAGCAGGCGGACAAGAUUGCUGGAGACUCUGAGGCCUAUUUCCUCAAGCAGACAGGAGACAAUUCCUGUGGCACCAUCGCUCUGCUGCACGCUGUGGCCAACAACAAAAGCAAACUUACAUUUGGUCAGUGCAUAUUUCAUAAAUGCUAGUACUUGGGUAGAAUACAUCUACAUGUUCAGUAUUACAAAGGAUUUAUUUGUAAAUCGACAUUAACCAUUUCUUGAAGUAUGAAUUAGUAAGUAGUUACUUUCCAAAGUUUGCUCACCAGCUGUAAGUUUAGCUCAUGAAUUACUUUGAUGGUUUCAGAUUCUGUCUGAUGCAGUGGUUAUGCUAAAACACUCAAAAUAAAGUACUUUUUCAAAACUCAAGUAACUUAAGAUUUUUUUUAUUGCAAAAAAAACAUUUACUAAUGCAGUGUUUUUUUUUUUGUUUUUUUUUUCAGAUAAUGGCUCCAUCCUGAAAAAGUUCCUAGAUGACACUGCAAACAUGUCUGCAGAUGACCGCGCCAAACAUCUGGAGAAGAACCAGGUAAAAGCAACUUUUAUGCUCUAAAAGCUGCUUUAAGUUUCUCAGUCAGUUUGAAAUAAGAGAAUGACAUCAACAGACAGUUUCUUUUCUCAUGUCAGUUGCAUUUCGUCACCCAAAAGCUUAUAAUAAGAAGCAAUAUCUGAGGCAUCAGCUUAAUGACCAACAUGGAUGCUUUGUCUUUUCGCUACCAAACAAGGUUACUGUCUUGUGUAAUUGCAUAUGCUUCAAAAAUCAAAGAACCCUUGCAUCUACUUUGUUUUGAAUUACCCAAAAAUACUCAAUUUAAAAUAUUUUCUUACUCAGAAGUUUCAGUUACUGUUCCAUAACAUUCAUACUAUAUUUUACACACUUGGGGGCGCCAGACACUUGCAAAUCUGAGUCCCCUGUGAGGGCUCUAAAAUAGCUGCUUUAGAGUGGAUUAACUGUUAAAACAGAGUGGCCUGUGAGGAAUGUGUCACCAUGUCUAAAACACUCAAAUCAAUGUUUCACUGUCUCACUUUUAGUUUGUGUGACUCCAAUGAUAGUUCUCUCUCUCUCUCUCUCUCUCUCUCUCUCUCUCUCUCUCUCUCUCUCUCUCUCUCUCUCUCUCUCUGUACUCUCUGUACUCUCUGUACUCUCUGUACUCUCUGUAUCUUAAGAGGAAAAUGAAUUGUAAUGGUUUUCAGGAGCAUCAAACCAUCUCUGAUUUUCUUUCUCUUUAGGCAAUCUGUGAUGCUCACAAUGACGUUGCACAGCAGGGCCAGUGUAGGGUAAGACCACGAACCCUGUUACUAUCUUCUACUAUGACUUAAUUUAUGUACACUGUUAUACUAUGUAAAUGUGGAUUUGAUGAACGUAACAAACACAACUAAAUUAAUUGUUCACUACAACAACUGCAAUAUUCACGAAAUAUUGAAUCUUCAAAUCUUAAUUUUUACAGCCAGAAGCUGACAAGGUCAACUUCCACUUUAUUGCCUUUGUCAAUGUAAAGGGACAGCUGUUUGAAUUUGGUAAGUCUACCAUCUCAUUACAGAGUGUAUUAUGUAGUGAUUUUGCUUCGAUGCUGUGGACUCCUCACUGUCUUUGUUGUUUGAUUUUCAGAUGGGAAAAUGAUUGGACCAGUGAAGCAUGGAGCCACCAAAGAUGACUCAUUUUUAAAGGUAGGUAAAUUCUUCAAUAUUUUGUGUCAGUACUGGAUAUCUGAAUUAUUUCUUGUGAGACUAGUCUCUUUAUGAACUAAAUUUAUGAUGAGUCAUAGUAUUAAACUGGAAUAGGGAGUGGCAGUUCCCGAAGGUCUUGGCACAAUCAAUAAACGUGGCUAAUGUUCGCUAUCAAAUCUCCACCAGCGUGAAUACAAACUGAGGGCGGUGAGGAAGGUUGUUAAAUUCAAAAUAUGUAUCAAUUUUAAAAAACCUUAUCGUCAUCAUGGUUGCAGUUUAAUCAUUGCUGUUCACUGCAGGUCAUGUUACUUGGAUCUGCCUCGUCUCAAAGGGAUUAUUAGCUGAUUUUCAGUCUCAUCUCCAUCUAUCAUGUUUAGUAACUAUCAGAUGGCUACAGCCGUUUAUGUGGUCUCUGCAUCCCUUGAAUGCAGCUGCAAUGUCUGUUAUUUUGGGACCAGCUCCAUUAUUUUGCAUACGUGGUAGUCACCAGCCUCUACCAUAGUUUGUAUUCCAAACCUGCAAAAUGGGGUGAGAUGCAGAUGAUUUGAUACAUAGAUACAACAGUUUUACAGUGCUGAGGCCUCUUGGAUAUAAAGCUGUUAAUCAAACUCAACUAUGCAACCAAUAAGUCCUGUUAGCACACAGGUUUAUGAAGACACAUCAUGCCUGCUGCUGAUUUAAGCUCCCUUGAUCAUUGUCGUACAUUUGUAGAUAUUUACUGCUAUAUAUGACAUAAAAAGAACAACAACAAAACUGAUGGGAAAACUGGUCUCAUGUCAUGUAGCACAGGAAUGUGUGAUCAGUGGGAUGGUAAAAUAUAUGAAUUAACAUAAUUUACGAAGGAUAUAAAUGAUCUUUUUUCUGAAAAGAUAUAAAACUGAAGGUCAUGUUUCAGUUCAACUCAGAACUGUGAUUAUAUCAAAGUACCACUAGAGGGCUCUAUGUGCAUAAGUAACUCUAUUACAACAACAAAGGCGAUGAUCUAAGGAACCUUAUCCUAGUUGUUAUGAUAAAUCUGGAUUGAUUUGAGUAAGUAAGAACAAUGUUUAAAUUUAGGAGAAUCAGUCUAAGUAAAGAAACAUCAUGAAAAGCUUUAAAUUAAGGUUUAAUUCUGAGUGACAUACCCCAGCCCUCCUGGGUAGGAAUAAAAUAUUUGCCAUUAAAUGUUGACAAAUAACCUUAGAUGUGUUGAGUAGUUAAAAGACACGUUUCUUUCUUUAAUUAAUGAAACUCAAGUCAUAGUGCAUUGAAAUAUAAAGAGUAAAAUCACUUUCUUUUUCCCUCCCUCUUCUCCUAUCAAGGAUGCAGCCAAAGUGUGCCGCGGAUUCGUGGAGCGAGAGAAAGGCGAGGUCCGUUUCUCCGCCGUGGCUCUUUGUCAAAGUUAAAUUUUCUGGAGGAGACCAAACCAAAUUGUAAAAACCAAAAUGUCUCGGAGCAUUUACACGGCAAACACAAUCAGUAAGCAACCAUAAUGACCUGUGAGAACACACAUCUGCACACACUAUGCACAAUAAAGCACAUGUUGUUUCCACACACUGUACCCUCAUCUCAUGAACAAAGCAUUCUUUAGCACAUGUACACACAGAAACAAACCCACCAUCAAAGCCUUUUGUUCUGCUGACACUAACUGAUAACAAUGCCUGUCCAAACCUUUUAUGUGACAUCAUUCAGCAGUGAAAUUGUCAACACAAGGUCAGAUCUCACUAUGGCUUGUGUGCAUGUGUGUGUAUCGCAUUCAGCUUUUUUUAUUCCUCAUUUUGGUAUGCAGUCAUUGACGCAUUCGUUCCUUACUAAAAAUGUCGCUUAAAACCUUCUGUGCCAAUAAAUAGGAUCAGAACGAUGAAGAGUAAAGGGCCCCUAAGAAUGCUCUCAGUUGUUGUGCGGUUGAGUUUUUAAGGAUCCAACAUUCCUCAGAACAGCCCAAAUUUAUCUGUGGGAAUAAUUCGACCAUUGUUUGAAACAUGCACGCAACCUUUGGAGUGCUGUUUGCAUCACUUUUUCUCUGUUCCUCUGAAAGAGUGAGGGUUUUUUGAGAAGUUCGCUCUCAAACUUUAACAUGAUGGUGUUAACUAAGCAGAUUUUUCUGACCUUUAUUUUAUGAUUGGCUGUAAGUUCACAAUAGCCAAAUACACUACAAAUUGUCUGAGGUUGAAUGAUAACUCCAAAAUGAGGGACCAUAGAAUUAAAGUGCUACUCUCUACUAGGUUGCCAUUGAGCAGUGCAGGAUAAUUGUACUGUAUGUUUACGCUGUGCACCAAUUGUUUACCUUUCUGCACUUCUAAAUUUGUUGCUGUGGUUCUACUGGUGAUGCAGCUGUGGGAAUUCAAUAAAGCAACCAUUUAACUUGCAAGU
Messenger RNA from Xyrichtys novacula (pearly razorfish), 6904 nucleotides. The record is from the annotation of a GenBank genome assembly. NCBI's taxonomy places the organism in Eukaryota, Metazoa, Chordata, Actinopteri, Labriformes, Labridae.